AUGAGCCUUGCCGACCGAUUCGAACGUGCCCUGGAACGCAGCCAGACCUAUGCACAAGGCGACAGCAUGGAGGAGUUCAAGUCCCUGAGCUUCGAGGAGAAAUGCCAACAGACCGUGACCUUUGGCAAGACUCAUGUGGGCAGAAACUUCUUGGACAUGUACCACAACGAGCCCAAGUGGAUGAAGUGGUUCCUGCGAACAUACGAGUCCUCCCAGAAGCUGGACCAUAUGAAACUCCGUCACUUUGUGCAGAUCAUGUUGGAGCAGGAGGAGAAGGGCGAGACGCUUCCAACGUUGGCCAUGACGGAGCCAGCACUCCAAAUGCCAAUGUUUGCCAAAGCCAAGGCGCGACCUCGAGAUCAAGCCCCAGUUCAUCACCUGCCCGAGGAGAUGAACCAACACCAGGCAAUGCAGCCAGACGCAGACGAUUGGUCUCUGGCCUCGAUGGCUCCCGAGCCCAACGAGAUGAUCACAGCACUGCAGGCGCGCAUGGGCCACAUGGAAAAUGCGAUGACGGAGAUUCUGAAUCACAUCCGCCAGCCGAAAAAGUUCCUCAAGCCUGCAGCAAAACUGAUUGAACCGAAUGAGUUGCCUCGCAAAAGAAGACGACUUGAGGUAAAAGGACCAGAAGAGGAUGCCAAGACACUCGUUCAGCAGAUUGUAUCUAGCAUCAAGCAGCAGCUUCCACGGGUAGGUAAGCAUGAGAUCACAGACCCAAAAAUAAUUGAAAAGGUUCAAGAAGUCUUCAACGACAAGAUUGUCCACCGAAUAGUUGCAUGCAAGGGUACCGAACGCACAUUAGGACCUCCAAAGCAAUUAUUGCGAGGGGAAGCACCAUACCGUAGAGCCAUUGUCGAAGUCCGAGACUCCCACCAAAUCCUUGUAGAAGACCAUUGGGAACUCUGGGAAGACCUUUCUCAAAGACAAUUGAUCAGAGCAUCUCAUUCCUGCCACGUGAAUAUAACAGUGUUUGCUGCCAGUCCAACAGCAAUUGAGCCUGCGGAUGGUGACCAAGAUUUGCCACCAGACCGUAGUGACAGCCAAUCCACGACUCCGGAUGAGUCAGUACCAAUGCAGUCCCAAGUCACUGACUCUGGAUCACAAUCACCGGAGCCCGAAGCUCCGGUAGAGCCCAAGAUAUUAGAUGUGGAUCAUGACCCUGACGCAGCCGACAUCCAGAGUCAGAUGCAUGGAAAUCGAUUUUUGGCACUACCUCCCGAAGAGCGAAGCCUCCUCAUCCGAGUGCACAAGAACCUUGGACAUCCGUCUAAGCAGGUUCUCAGCCAGGUCCUUCGCCAGAAGGGAUUUCCCAUGACCAUGAUACAAGCACUUGAAGAUUAUCAAUGUUCAACUUGUCAAAUGCAACAGAAGCCGCGCAUACCCAGACCAGCUACCCUGAAACCAGAAAUGGAUUUUUGUGACAAAGUAUCAACCGAUGGUGUCACUUGGAUCAACAAAAAUGGUCAAUCCUUUCAUUUCUAUCACUACAUAGAUCAUGGUACGAAUUUCCAAACAGCAUGUGUUGCACCCAGUCGAACCGCAGAACAAGCUGUUGAAAAACUUAUUCAAAGCUGGUUCCUAUGGGCUGGGCCCCCAAAUGAGAUGAUCAUGGAUUCAGCCACAGAAUUCACAUCAGAGAUAUUUCAGAAGUUCCUGCAACAGAACAAUGUCAAAGCCACAGUGAUUCCACCGGGAGCUCAUUGGCAAAUUGGAAAAACCGAGCGCCAUGGAGAAAUCCUCCAGGAAAUGUUGUCCAAGUUUGAAUUAGACCAUGGUAUCAACAACUACUCUGAGCUCCAGACAGCCUUGUCCAUGUGUACAGCCGCAAAGAAUGCAUGCAGUUUAAGACAUGGAUUUUCACCCGAAGUAUUGGUGUUUGGAAAAGGCCUCCGAGUUCCUGGAUCUGUAGCCAGCGAUGACCACCUCCCAUCUCACUUAGCAGCCAUGGAUGAGAACGGUCAUGGUAUCCGUUUUCGAACCCAAUUGGCAAUGCGUGAAGCAGCACGAAAGGCAUUUCACGAAGCCGAUAACAGCAUGGCACUGAGAAGAGCAAUGCUUCGCCGAAAUCGCCCAAACCGGGGCAAUUACGUAGCUGGUGAAUGGGUAAUGAUCUGGAGACAAAGUGAACACCAGAAAGGUUGGAUUGGUCCGUGUAAAGUCAUUCAACAAGAUGGACAAAACUCAGUUUUCAGCAUGCACCAUGGAACUUUAGUUCGAGCAGCCCCUGAACACGUACGACCAGUGAGUUCUGUUGAAGCCCAACUUAUUCCCGACCAUGAAAGCUUGAUUCUCCCACAGAUGCAGGCCAGGGAAUCCAACAUGAGGGCCAAUUUAGAAUCCCCACAAAGAAUCAAUGCGGAUAACAGUAGUGACAACGUCAUUCCCUCAAGCAAUGCUUCCAGAGAAAGAUCAGAUGGAAAUCACCAAGAAAGCUCAAAUUCUUCACAAUCCCAAGAACAACCUGACACUGAACCAGAAACUGUGCCGCAAGCUGAAAUGCCGACGCCUGAAAAUCCUCCCGAAGCACACGAAGUGCCAGUUCCCGACAGUGAUGAUGAUGGCUUGAUGUGCGAUCUUUUGCUGUGCCAAGACCUCGAUGAUUCCCAACACUUAAAGACAACCAGCGACCUUGCUUGGCGCUUUGAGGUUGAUGUUCCCGCUGAUGACGUGUGUUUCAACAUAAGUCAUGACCAAGUGGAAGAACUGAUUUUUCUUGCAUCAAAUCCAAAGAAACAAAGAACAGAAGUGAAACUGAGCACACUUUCACCCAGUGAAAAGGCAGAGUUUGAGAAGGCCAAACAAACAGAGGUAGACAACUGGUUGAAGACAGGUACAGUAUGCAAAAUCCUCAGGAACAAAUUGUCAGCCGAACAGAUCCUGAGAUGCCGAUGGAUCUACGUACGGAAACCAAUAGAAGACAAAGAUGAACAAAAGAGAAUCGGUAAAGACAAAAAGGCAAAGGCCAGAUUGGUUGUGCUAGGAUUUCUUGACCCUGCCCUUGACAAAGUGCAACGAGACAGUCCUACACUUGGACGACAAUCCAGAAUGUUGAUUUUACAGUUGAUUGCCUCAAUGAACUGGGAAUUGUCAUCAUUUGACAUCAAAGCCGCCUUUUUGCAAGGCAAGACGCAGGAGGGACGAGUGUUGGCCAUCGAACCAGUUCCCGAAAUGGCAAAAGCCAUGCAGCUCAAACCCACCGAAGUGUGUAAACUCGCCAAGUCAGCAUAUGGAUUAAUUGAUGCCCCCUUCUUGUGGUACCAAGAACUUGACCGAACGCUGAGAUCAUUGUCGUUUAUUCCUUCACCUUUUGAUCCCACUGUUUAUGUGCUAUAUGAACCCGAAACAACAAAAAUCGCAGGUAUCAUCGGAGUUCAUGUCGAUGACGGUCUUUGUGGGGGUAAUGCCUAUUUCAAAACAAAGCUUGCAGAACUUGAAAAGAUCUUUCCAUUUGGGUCCAAGAAAGUACAAACAUUCACCUUUACCGGUAUUGACAUGCACCAAAAUUCCAAUUUCAGUAUCAACUUGUCACAAGAAAAGUACAUUUCCAAAAUUGAACCAAUUCACAUCGAUGCCAUCCGAAAAUAUCAACAUGAUCUUUCAGUGACCCCAGAAGAGCAGCAGGCUCUAAGAGCCUUGAUAGGAUCGCUUCAGUACGCAGCUGUCAACACCCGGCCUGACUUGUCCAGCCGACUGAGUUUCUUGCAAAGUGCUGUGAACAGUGCCACCAUACAGACUCUGAACGAAGCCAACAAAAUACUUCACGAUGCCAAACGCCACAAAGACACUACCAUAACUGUCCAGCCAAUCCCAAUUAACAAACUGAGAUUCCUUGCAUUUUCUGAUGCAUCAUUCUCAUCAAAGAAACAGCCUGAUUCACACACAGGAAUGAUGAUAAUGACAACACAUGAACAGAUUGCCGAGAACGUACAAAGCCCAGUUUCGCCCAUAUCCUGGGGCUGUAAAAAGAUACAAAAGGUCGUAGUAAGUACUUUGUCAGCUGAAGCCACGUCCCUGAAUAGUACACUCGAUCAGUUGUCAUGGUUAAGAUUGUACUGGGCAUGGAUUUUAAACCCACAAACUACAUGGAAGGAACCCAAAGCAGCCUUGAGUCAGCUUCCAAAUUCCAUAACAACAGCCACCAUGAAAAUCAGUGAAUCAGACAUAGCUGUGACGGAUUGCAAGUCACUGUUUGACAUGGUGUCGCGAACAGCACCCCCAAAUUGCCAAGAGUUCAGGACUCAGUUGUUGGCCAGAGCCAUCAAAGAUUUGAUGUCCGAAGGAGUGACGCUUAAGUGGGUCCAUUCAGGUGCUCAACUUGCCGACAGCCUCACGAAGAUUAUGGAAACAAGCUUCCUCCGAGAAACCUUGAAGUAUGGAUUCUAUCAGUUGCAUGACCAAGAUCAGAUCUUGAAAGACAGAGCAAAUGCACGCAACCGAUUAAAAUGGCUAAAAACUUCAGAAGAAAAUUGA
This is a messenger RNA of Cladocopium goreaui, 4470 nucleotides long. Lineage: Eukaryota; Dinophyceae; Suessiales; Symbiodiniaceae. The record is from the annotation of a GenBank genome assembly.